This is a messenger RNA of Penicillium taxi, 1509 nucleotides long. RefSeq names its product SUMO ligase MMS21. The transcript is spliced from 2 exons. Gene Ontology annotation, molecular function: zinc ion binding; SUMO ligase activity. Gene Ontology annotation, cellular component: Smc5-Smc6 complex; nucleus. Lineage: Eukaryota; Fungi; Ascomycota; Eurotiomycetes; Eurotiales; Aspergillaceae. The record is from RefSeq and is a predicted model, not a curated record. The coding region runs from base 1 to 1509 and encodes 502 amino acids. Gene Ontology annotation, biological process: double-strand break repair via homologous recombination; protein sumoylation.
AUGUCCUCAACUCCCGCGCGAGCACGUUCAAGAAUAGUGUCUCGCACACCAGUAACUAUGCCUCGACGCAUAGACAAAGCAAGACCCGACACAGUCCCGGAGAUGCCAGAGUAUGAACCUCCAUCGGUUUCUCUAAGGGCAGAAGCACAGCGCCAUCUCGCCCAACUGUUAGAGUCACAAGAACUGCAAGUCGUCAAGACGCAACUCCAGCAUGCGACCGAAAAGCUCGGUAUUUCUGUAGGCAAGGUGACCGAGAAACUGACAGAUGCACGAGUGCAACAUGAGAGAGACAAAAAUAAGCGACUUGCCGAUGGGGAAGAAUGGAAUGAUCAAGCGGCAGAUGAACAACUGGCGGAGACGGAAAAAAGGCUUGGUGCCCUUACUGGACGGAUAGACGAGGAGAUACGCUAUAUCAUUGACGGCGAGACUCGCUUGGAGGAGUUGGAAAAUUCUAUCAAUGUUAUUGUUGCGGAAGAGGCAGAUGCGCAGGCCUCUAUGCAUUCCCCAGUGGAGCGACGAACACGAAGUUCCCGGCAGCAGCAGCAACAUGAUGAUGACGAGGAUGAAGUUGACCCGAAUCGCGAGACUACCCCGGAACGAGAAGCAAGGGAGCGCAACACGGAGAAUCCACCUAGCGGGAGAUUGGAUAAGAUGUUAGAACAACACAAUAAAGAGUGGAAUCAGCUAUCAUUGACUGAAAGGUACUCUAAAAAUAACUCCUAUAUCAAUUUCUACCGCCAUGUACACAAUGCGAAAUUUCCUGGUGACGAAAAACCUCCCCUACCACACUCUUCCACCUGGUUUGCGCAUCUUGAAGAUACGAGUGCAGGAUCGCAGGUCCAGUCUCGGACCUCGGCUGGCCAGAAUCGAUCUAAGCGCAGUCGACGCGAACCCUCGCCGGCGGAUUCAGACGACAUUGCCAUUGCAACGGAGCGCAUCUCAUUGAAAUGUCCACUCACACUACUGCAAUUCCGUGAGCCAGUCACCAGCACUAAGUGUCUACAUAGCUUCGAGCGAGAAGCAAUUCACGAAAUGAUCUCCACCAGCUCCACUAGCAUCCCGACUCCUGGCACCAAUGGACGAGGCGGUCAACGAAUUCGUGUAGUCAAAUGUCCCGUAUGCUCAGUUCCUCUGUCCGUUGGCGAUCUCCGCCCCGACCCUGUUCUGUUACAACAAGUGCGUCGGGCGGAGGAAUUGCAGGCGCGAAGAGCUGAAGAGGAACAAUCAGAAGAAGAAUCAGAAGAUCAACAUCAGUCAAACCGUGUUACGCUAGCUAGCGACGCGGUUGAUGCAGACAGCGACAUUGACGUUGAUGUCGAAGUUGAGGAUGACUCAGAUGCGCCACCUAUUAAGCCUGAGCCUGCAGCUACUCAGCAGGGAGUCGAUACUCAGGAGAUCCAGUCUGAGCUAGAAUCAGCAUCAGUAUCGGCAUCAGCAUCAUCAUCGUCCGAGUCAGUUUCAAUGGGCUCAGGGUCUGAAUCAGGGAGUGAAAUGGAUGAGGACGAGUAG